AUGUCUGGUAACAAGACUUUCAUCGUCGAGCAUCUCGAUCCUGAGCUCGAACAGUGGUCGGCUCUCGAAUACAAGUGCAUCGCCAGAGAGACUGCAGCCUCAGGAUCCGCCUUUUACCUCACAUCUGUUCCGCAUGAGCUUCAACUACCCGAAUCUCUCAAGAACGUCUCUGAAUUGAAUGUGGAACACCGUGGCAUUGAGGAGAUCUAUGCAGACAAGAAGGACCGCGUCUGCUUGCUCGAUCCCGCAGCGACAAAGGAACUUAGUCCUGAGGAUGGCGACAACUUCGACAUCUUCCUCUUCGGUGGUAUCCUUGGAGACGAUCCACCUAGAGACCGUACUUCGGAGCUUCGAAAGAAGGGUUACCAAGGACGUCGUUUGGGACCAGUCCAGAUGACUACCGAUACAGCAGUGCGUACCACUAGAAUUGUGGUCCAAGAUCGCAUCGAGCUGGAGAACAUCAAAUACGUUGAUCACCCGGAGAUCAAGGUUGACGAGCAUGAGAGCACUGAGAUGCCUUUCCGCUAUGUGCUCGACAAGGAUGGUAACCCCAUCUUCCCUGAUAAGGAUUCGGAGCGUGGUAUUGAUGACCUGCUGUAG
Molecule: messenger RNA, 600 nt
Organism: Aureobasidium vineae
Lineage: Eukaryota; Fungi; Ascomycota; Dothideomycetes; Dothideales; Saccotheciaceae
Source: the annotation of a GenBank genome assembly